GCCUCCCUCUGGUUGUCACUGAUGGCUCUAUAAGAGGAAUCAUCUCUGGGAAUAUUGUGGAGGGGACGGAGCCGGUCCGCAGCGAAGGCGCCCGGGUUUCACGCACGCUCCAGGGCGCCCAGCAUGGAGAUGCAGAGGUGGUCCACAAGGUGGAAAACGAAAAGGUGGCGCUGGGACUCCUCUCUAACCCUAGUCCUCAUGUUUACUGUCCUUCUCCAGGCUGCAGAGGUCAGAGGAGCUGAACCAGUUGAUGUGCUAAAAGCAUUAGAAUUUCACAAUUCACCAGAAGGAGUAUUGAGAACAGCAGGAUUUUGCACAAAUAGAAAGGAUUCAAAAGGAUCAGAUGUCGCUUACAGAGUUUCAAAAAAUGCACAACUCAGUGCGCCAACAAAGCAACUGUACCCAGGUGGAAACUUCCCCGAAGAUUUUUCAAUAUUAUUGACCGUGAAACCUAAGAAGGGGAUCCAAUCCUUCCUUUUAUCUAUCUACAAUGAACAGGGUAUUCAGCAAGUAGGUGUGGAAGUUGGUAGAUCCCCUGUCUUCCUGUAUGAAGAUCAACAUGGGAAACCUACCCCAGAAGAUUAUCCUCUUUUUAGGACAGUCAACAUUGCAGAUGGCAAGUGGCAUCGGAUAGCAAUCAGCGUAGAGAAGAAAACUGUUACCAUGAUUGUUGACUGUAAAAAGAAAACCACAAAACCACUUGAGAGAAGUGACCAAGCAAUUGUUGACACCAAUGGCAUCGCUGUCUUUGGAACCAGAAUUCUUGAUGAAGAAGUUUUUGAGGGUGAUAUCCAGCAGCUAUUGAUUAUAGCUGAUCCCAGAGCUGCAUAUGACUAUUGUGAGCAUUAUAGCCCAGACUGUGAUUCCCCUGUGCCCAAUGCUGCUCAAGCUCAAGAUCCUCAAGUUGAUGAGAAAAAGAAAGCCAAAGCCAAAGGGAAGAUGACGACAAUGGCUGCUUACUCAAAGGACAAACCUAAAAAGAUCACAACAAAAAUAUCUGAAAAAUUUGCAUCCAAGAAGAAGAAAAGUUACCAAGAAGCAGCUAAAGGCAAACUAGGGGCCAACGUUGUUGAUGAAUUUCAAGAGUAUAGUGUAACUGAAACUGACUACAGUUCCCAAACAGAAGCUCCCACCCAGACUACUGAACCAAAUGAGCAAAAUCCCGUUGAAGAAGUAUUUACUGAAGAAUACGUAACUGGAGAGGAUUAUGAUUCAGAAAAUAAAAAAAAUGAGGAAACUGAAUAUGAAAACAGAAGAGUAGACCUCAGUGAAUCUGACCUUCUGGUAGAUGGAGAUUUAGGCGAAUAUGAUUUUUAUGAAUAUAAAGAAUACGAAGAAAAACCCACCGAUCACACUAAUGAGGAGUUUGGUCCAGGUGUUCCAGCAGAGACUGAUAUCACAGAAACAAGCGUGACUGGACAUGGUAUUUAUGGAGAAAAAGGACAGAAGGGGGAACCAGCUGUGAUUGAACCUGGAAUGCUUGUUGAAGGACCACCAGGAGCAAGAGGACCUCCUGGUCUUACAGGUCCUCCAGGUUUACAGGGUGCUGUUGGUCCUCCAGGUGAUCCUGGUGAGAGGGGCCCACCAGGACGUGCUGGCCUUCCAGGAGCUGACGGUUUAGCUGGUCCCCCUGGUACCAUGUUAAUGUUGCCAUUCCGCUUUGGUGGUGAUGGGGAGAAAGGUCCAACAAUCUCAGCUCAGGAAGCUCAAGCCCAAGCAAUUCUUCAGCAGGCUAGGAUUGCUAUGAGAGGGCCACCUGGCCCCAUGGGACUCACUGGAAGACCAGGUCCUGUGGGUGGACCAGGUUCAUCUGGUGCUAAAGGUGAAAGUGGUGAACCAGGUCCUCAGGGUCCUCGAGGUAUUCAAGGUGCUAUUGGUUCAAGUGGAAAACGGGGUAAAAGGGGUCGCCCAGGUGCUGAUGGUGCUAGAGGGAUGCCAGGAGAACCAGGAUCGAAGGGUGAUAGAGGGUUUGAUGGUCUUCCUGGUCUGCCUGGUGAAAAAGGUCACAGGGGAGAUCGUGGCUCACAAGGACCUCCUGGUUUACCCGGUGAAGAUGGAUCAAGAGGAGAAGAUGGGGAAGUUGGACCAAGAGGUCUUCCAGGUGAAGCUGGCCCACGUGGAUUAUUAGGCCCAAGAGGCACACCUGGUCCCCACGGACAACCUGGUGUUGCAGGUGUUGAUGGCCCCCCAGGCUCAAAAGGAAAUAUGGGUCCUCAAGGGGAACCAGGGCCUCCUGGUCAACAAGGAAUCCCAGGGCCUCAAGGGCUUCCUGGUCCACAAGGUCCUAUUGGGCCUCCUGGUGAAAAAGGACCACAGGGUAAGCCUGGCCUUCCUGGACUUUCUGGUGCUGAUGGGCCUCCUGGUCAUCCUGGAAAGGAGGGUCAGUCUGGAGAGAAAGGUGCUCUGGGUCCUCCAGGUGCUCAGGGUCCAAUUGGUUAUCCUGGUCCUCGUGGUGUAAAGGGAGCUGAUGGUGUCCGUGGCCUGAAAGGCUCCAAAGGGGAAAAGGGUGAAGAUGGCUUUCCAGGAUUUAAAGGUGACAUGGGCCUUAAAGGUGACAGAGGAGAAGUAGGUCAGUUGGGUCCACGAGGAGAAGAUGGCCCAGAAGGUCCUAAAGGUCGAGCAGGUCCAUCAGGAGACGCAGGUUCAGCUGGUCCAGCUGGUGAAAAGGGUAAACUUGGUGUUCCAGGAUUGCCAGGUUAUCCAGGAAGACAAGGUCCAAAGGGAUCCACUGGUUUCCCUGGAUUCCCAGGUGCCAAUGGAGAGAAAGGUGCAAGGGGUUUACAUGGCAAGCCUGGUCCGAGGGGACAACGUGGACCAACAGGUCCACGAGGCUCAAGAGGCCCAAGAGGUCCCACUGGAAAACCAGGCCCUAAGGGCACUGCAGGCAAUGAUGGCCCCCCAGGACCACCAGGCGAAAGGGGACCACAAGGGCCUCAAGGACCUGUUGGAUUCCCAGGACCAAAGGGACCUCCUGGGCCACCUGGAAAAGAUGGCUUGCCCGGGCACCCAGGGCAGCGGGGUGAAACUGGUUUUCAAGGAAAAACUGGACCUCCGGGCCCUGGUGGUGUUGUUGGCCCUCAGGGUCCUACUGGUGAGACUGGGCCAAUUGGUGAAAGAGGUCACCCAGGUCCUCCAGGCCCACCGGGGGAACAAGGCCUUCCAGGUGCUGCAGGGAAGGAAGGCGCUAAGGGUGAUCCAGGUCCUCAAGGCAUCUCUGGAAAAGAUGGGCCAGCAGGUCUUCGUGGUUUUCCAGGAGAAAGAGGCCUUCCAGGAGCUCAGGGCCCAGCUGGUUUAAAAGGAGGAGAAGGCCCACAAGGCCCACCUGGACCAAUUGGUUCACCAGGUGAACGUGGAACAGCAGGUACUGCUGGUCCAAUUGGUCUGCCAGGUCGCCCAGGUCCCCAGGGUCCCCCAGGUCCAGCAGGAGAAAAGGGUGCUCCUGGUGAAAAGGGUCCUCAAGGUCCAGCUGGACGUGAUGGAGUACAAGGUCCUGUAGGUCUGCCAGGUCCUGCAGGGCCUGCUGGUUCUCCUGGAGAAGAUGGUGACAAAGGAGAAAUUGGUGAACCAGGUCAGAAAGGCAGUAAAGGUGACAAGGGAGAAAACGGUCCUCCUGGGCCACCAGGUCUUCAAGGUCCUGUUGGUGCCCCUGGUAUAGCUGGAGGUGAUGGAGAGCCAGGUCCCCGAGGUCAACAAGGCAUGUUUGGGCAGAAAGGUGAUGAAGGUUCUCGAGGUUUCCCUGGUCCUCCAGGCCCUAUUGGUCUUCAGGGUCUACCUGGCCCACCAGGUGAAAAGGGAGAAAAUGGUGAUGUUGGCCCAAUGGGUCCACCCGGUCCGCCAGGUCCAAGAGGUCCUCAGGGUCCUAAUGGAGCUGAUGGUCCUCAAGGUCCCCCAGGCUCAAUUGGCUCUGUUGGAGGUGUUGGUGAGAAGGGUGAACCUGGUGAAGCAGGUAAUCCUGGACCUCCUGGAGAAUCUGGUACAUCUGGCCCAAAAGGUGAAAGAGGAGAAAAAGGUGAAGCUGGACCACCUGGGGCAGCUGGACCUGCAGGUGCCAAAGGCCCUCCAGGUGACGAUGGGCCUAAGGGUAAUCCAGGACCUGUUGGAUUCCCUGGAGAUCCUGGACCCCCUGGUGAACCUGGCCCUGGUGGUCAGGAUGGUACUGGUGGGGAGAAGGGUGAAGAUGGUGACCCUGGUCAGCCUGGUCCACCAGGCCCUUCAGGUGAAGCUGGCCCACCUGGUCCUCCUGGGAAGAGAGGCCCUCCUGGAGCAUCUGGAGCUGAGGGCAGACAAGGUGAAAAAGGUGCAAAGGGUGAGCCUGGUUCAGAAGGUGCUGCUGGGAAAACAGGUCCAGUUGGUCCCCAGGGGCCUGCAGGAAAAUCUGGCCCAGAGGGCCUCCGCGGUAUUCCUGGCCCUGUGGGAGAACAAGGGUUACCUGGAGCUCCAGGUCAAGAUGGCCCACCAGGUCCCUUGGGUCCACCUGGUUUGCCUGGAUUGAAGGGAGAUCCAGGUUCCAAGGGUGAGAAGGGACAUCCAGGUUUGAUUGGUCUCAUUGGACCUCCGGGAGAACAGGGUGAAAAGGGCGACAGGGGUCUCCCAGGUGCACAAGGAUCUCCUGGAGCCAAGGGCGAUUCGGGCAUUACUGGUCCUGCUGGUCCACUUGGCCCCCCUGGUCCUCCUGGUCUACCUGGUCCUCAAGGUCCAAAGGGUUCUAAAGGAUCCACGGGUCCUGCUGGUCAGAAGGGUGAUGGUGGUUUACCAGGGCCCCCUGGUCCUCCUGGUCCUCCAGGCGAGGUAAUCCAGCCUUUGCCUAUCCAAUCACCCAAAAAGACAAGAAGAUCUUCAGAUUACAUGUUGGCUGAUGCAGGUGAUAAUAUCCUGGAUUACUCAGAUGGCAUGGAGGAGAUCUUUGGUUCACUCAAUUCUCUGAAGCAAGACAUUGAGCAUAUGAAAUAUCCAAUGGGAACUCAGAAUAACCCAGCCCGAACUUGCAAAGAUCUACAACUCUGCCACCCUGACUUCCCAGAUGGUGAAUAUUGGAUUGAUCCUAACCAGGGCUGCUCUGGAGACUCCUUCAAAGUGUACUGUAAUUUCACAGCAGGUGGGGAAACUUGCAUCUAUCCAGAUAAGAAAUCUGAAGGAGUAAGAAUUUCAACAUGGCCAAAGGAAUAUCCAGGAACCUGGUUUAGUGAAUUUAAGAGAGGCAAACUGCUUUCCUAUUUGGAUGUUGAAGGCAAUGCCAUUAAUAUGGUCCAAAUGACAUUCCUUAAACUACUGAGUGCCUCUGCAAGACAAAAUUUCACUUACAACUGUCAUCAGUCAGUAGGUUGGCAUGAUGCAUCAUCUGACAGCUAUGACAAAGCGCUGAGGUUCUUAGGAUCAAAUGAUGAAGAGAUGUCUUAUGACAACAAUCCUUACAUCAAAGCUCUUCAUGAUGGUUGUGCAUCAAGAAAAGGCUAUGCGAAGACUGUGAUCGAAAUCAAUACACCUAAAAUAGACCAAGUGCCUAUUGUUGAUGUGAUGAUUAAUGACUUUGGUGAUCAGAAUCAGAAGUUUGGAUUCGAAGUUGGUCCUGUCUGUUUCCUUGGUUAAGUUUAGGGCAGAGAGCAGAACAACAAACGUUGUGCCUUGGUGCUACCAACCCACUUCAUGCCACAUGCAAGUUUUGAAUAAGGAUGGUAUAGAAAAUCUGUCUGGCUGUGUGUGUAUAUCUUACCUAGAAAGUACUUGUUGCCCUUGUAGGGCCAGAAUCACAUAACUUAAACUUAUUUGGAAAAUCAUGAAGGACAUAAAAAUGCUGUGGCCGUGUUAGACAGCAUAGGCUAAUUUUAUGAACACCCCCUUUGGACUCUUCUGGUGCUGUAAAAAAAAUUAAUGUAAUGGUGCUCCUUUCAUUACAACAAAGUGGUGUUAGGAAAGUGUUUAACAAACUGUAAUUAUUCUAUGUACAGUACUGUACUGUUAUUUCUCUGUCCAUUUCCAAAACUUGCAUGUGUCUCUGAUUGCAUCUGGCUCUUAUUUUAUAAUUGCAAAAUGACGUUGUCAAUACUGUGUAUGUAUUAUGAAAAAUAAAGUUGUAAUUGACAGUGAAUCCAAUUCAAUUUCCUGAUUAAUAAUAAAAAUCCCUUUGUAUAUAUUGAUGUUGAAGAGCUUUGUUAUUUGAAGUCACCAGCAAAAACUUUGGGUGACAAAACUGGAAGACGUUUGGCAGCACACUUAAAACAACACUUCUCUGCAGAUACUACUUUAUGAUGAUAAUUUCAAGAAUGAAUGCACCCAUUAAGGUGCUGUAUUCCAUGGUGCUAUACCUCAGACUUUUAUUUUCCUGUUCAGAUUUCAGAAUUUCUUAAGAUACCUGUAUAUACCUAAAAUAAGUAAGUUUAUUUUUGGGUGCGGGAAAUGUGUAUGAAAAAGGAUGAAGGGGGGGGAAAAAAAAAAAAGCUUAAGCGUAAGAAAUCUGUUCAAGUCUAUGUGAAGUAAAUGGUUAGUCAUAUAGCCUUCCCUUUUUUGUAUCUCAUCUUCAUUGUGCUUCUUUGAUCCACAUAAAUAUUAAAACUGGAUUCUAAAAAUUAUUUAUGGAUUUGUGCAGUGUUUACUUGGAUUUUAUGUGAGCAAUGAUAAGUAUUUGCUUCCUGAAACAGAUACAAAAUUCUACACGUAAUACCCCAUAUAUGAUUUGUCCAUCCUGCAAAUGUGAUUUUUUUUCCCCCAUUAUUUUUUUCAAGCUUAGGGACACAAUAUGUCUAGGUCAUGUGAUUCUACCUAGUUGCCAAGCAACAUACGAGGGAACUGCUACCUACAGAGCUUG
Molecule: messenger RNA, 6802 nt
Organism: Alligator sinensis (Chinese alligator)
Lineage: Eukaryota; Metazoa; Chordata; Crocodylia; Alligatoridae
Gene: COL11A1
Product: collagen type XI alpha 1 chain
Exons: 67
Coding region: 124-5586 (1820 amino acids)
Molecular function (GO): extracellular matrix structural constituent
Source: RefSeq, a predicted model, not a curated record